CUAGUCAGUUUGAGUGAGCCAUUAUACGUGAACGGUACGGAAUGCCAUUCAUGUUGUAUUUAUAUUAUGGUCGUUGAGGCAGUGUGAAUAAAGCAAGAAUUCCAAACACUACGGUUUUUGUGUAUGAGUGGCGUGUCUUUCCGUCAUUUUUGUUUAACAAUUUUUUUUUGUGGAUCAAAUGCAUUUUGGAUUAUUUUUUAUUUUAUUGUUUAAACAAGAGAGGCCCGCUUUUGAUGCAGUCGUAUUGAUUAAUACAGUGCAAUUAAUGCGAUUAGAGUAGAAAUUUAAUGAACGUAAAUGUGAACAAUAACUCAAAAUUGGAAGUGAAAAGAAGUUUGUGUCAGAAAGUUCUGCUAAACAAACAGUUAAUGCUGACUGUACAGAUGUGAUGUUGUAGUUCAAUUCAAGCUGCUCAUCAGACUAAUAAAUUAUUUCUCGUAUUUGAGUGAUUCCGCGAAUGGAUAAUGUGCUAAAAGUGAUUGUAGUGCAAUGAAAAUUUCAUUCAUUAAACCGGCUCCUAGCAACAAUUAAAGGGAAAAACUAAUUAUCAAACAACAUGAAUGAAAAUUAUUGGAGUCAGUCAACAUAGCCGGAAUACCGGGAUUGCGAUGUACAAUCAGUGCCCUCAUCGAAAGGGUACAUUGCCCACCAAAAGGAAUUUCAUCAACACGUUCCUUCUACUUUGGGGGUUCUAUUUCAUACCAACAUUGCCUCCCGUAACUGCAAUUGCUCCAAAAUAUGAAACGGCUUAUGCCUGUGAGGGUAAGACUUUAACCAUUGAAUGUGAGCCUGGAAAUUUGAUCAACCUGAUCCGAGCAAAUUACGGACGAUUUUCAAUAACUAUCUGCAAUGACCAUGGCAAUGUUGACUGGAGCGUUAAUUGCAUGUCAGCGAAAAGUUUACGGGUGUUGCAUUCAAAAUGUGCCCAUAAGCAAAAUUGCAGUGUGCUGGCAAGUACGAACAUGUUCGGUGAUCCUUGUCCAGGAACGCAUAAAUAUCUUGAAGCUCAUUACCAGUGUGUUUCAGCUGCACAAACAUCCGCCACAACGACACGUCCGAGCCCACCAUGGCUAAUAACAUCUCAACCUAGUGUUUGGAGUACGUCAACGAUUCGGGGUCCCACAACGACACGCACAAAUUUACAAGAAUUCCCAUCACACAAUGCGUCGCUACCAUCGGUCACCAAAUCAUCGAUGGACAAAAAUCUCCAACUACCGUCGAUUACCACGACAAACAUCAAAAAUAACGACGUUGCCAAACUGAAAUCGAACAGCGUGUCAACAACUACAACCACAACCACAACAGUUCCGUCCGUUACAGCCAGUUCGAAUCACAGCCAUGGAUCUAAUGCUAAAAAUGAAACACUUUUGGUCCCGCCAAUAGCGGUUACGAAUCCAGAUGAUGGCGCUGACGAUAGUACCGAAGUCACCGACAUAGCCAGAACAAAUAGUGACGUUUAUUCGACGCAAGCAUCGGUGCUGUUGAACAAUAAUUACGACAAUUACUUCUGUGGACCGAGAACGUCGCGGAAUCUCUUUUGGAAUGUGACUAGAGUUGGCGAAGUGAACGUACAACCAUGUCCUGGAGGUGCUACCGGAAUUGCGAAAUGGAGAUGUGUGUAUGCUCAGCCGCAAGUGCAUUAUCCGGUGGAAGGUGAAAACAGUAAAAUUCAAGCCGUUUGGCAACCACUCACGCCAGACUUGACUCAUUGCCGGAGUCUGUGGCUGAAUAGUUUGGAAGUUCGAGUGAAUCAACGCGAUUCGUCGUUGAUUUCCAUCGCAAAUGAAUUGUCGCAGGUAACCAGCAGCAAAACGUUGUACGGCGGUGAUAUGCUCGUUACCACAAAGAUCAUCCAAAUUAUGUCGGAGAAGAUGACCUACAACAUAGAAACGUUUCCCGACCAGCGGCAGCGCGAAGCUAUCGUUCUGGAACUGUUGAGCGGUGUCGUUAAGACCGGCAGCAAUUUGUUGGAUGCGACACAACAUUUAUCUUGGCUGGAUCUGAGUUUCGAGGAUCAGAUGCGUGUGGCCACGUCUCUGUUGACAGGACUGGAGGACAACGCCUUUUUGUUGGCUGACACAAUAAUAAGGGAGAGGAAUAUCGUACAAAAGGUCAAAAAUAUAUUCCUUUCCGUUCGUGUACUGGAAACCAGAAACAUGAUGGGAAAUGAGAUUUUCCCGGAUGUAAGCGACGAACAGUGGCAGGUGAGCGACGAUACAAUUGAAUUGCCACGGGCAGCACUUAUUGAGAACAGUGAGGGCGGUUUGGUUCGUAUUGUGUUUGUCGCAUUUGAUCGUUUGGAAUCCAUUCUGAAACCGACUGAUAAUUGGACAGAAACGAAGCACACCAUCAAUGCCGGUAAGAUGGAUUUUACAGCUUCCGUCUCAGACAACGAAUUCAUUUUCUUCUCUCUAUCCCCAGACCCACUGUCAGUAAAUAAUUCGACGCAACCGGUGAGAAAACGGAUGCUGAAUAGUAAGGUUAUCUCAGCGAGUUUGGGUAAAGGCCGGCACAUUCAACUAUCUCAACCGAUUCGCCUGGUUUUGAAGCACAUCAAGUCGGAAAAUGUGUCCAAUCCAACGUGUGUCUUUUGGAACUACAUUGACCAUGCAUGGUCAGAAGAUGGCUGUAACGUGGAAUCGACAAAUCGGUCGCACACAAUUUGCUCGUGCAACCAUUUGACGAAUUUCGCCAUUCUUAUGGAUCUCGUCGACGACACCAGUCAAUCGCUUCUGGCCAUUUUCGACGACAAUCUCCGAAUAAUGGUCUAUGUCAGCAUUGCCAUUUGCAUCAUAUUCAUUGUGAUUGCAUUCCUAACAUUGAGACUGUUCAACGGUGUUUUCCUAAAGUCAAAUCGAACGACAAUUUAUAAAAAUUUGUACAUAUGUUUGUUGGUCAUUGAAGCGUUAUUUCUAUUUGGAAUUGAACAGAACGAAACAAAUAUUUUUUGUGGUUUUACGACGGCGUUUUUACAUUGCGCCUUUCUGUGCACAAUUGCGUGGGUGUUCUUUGAAGGUUACCAGUUGUAUGUAACCCUGACGACUGAGGAAAUUUUGCUGGAAGUUGAAAAGUCAUCCAAAAUCAUUUGGUAUUACAUGUUCACGUACGGCUCAUCGUUUACAAUCGUGGCCAUUUCAUUAGCCAUUGAUCCGAGUGCUUACACCCAGGCCGACUAUUGUGUGUGGAUGGAGGCGAAUUAUUUAUUUUAUUUUACGUUUGUUGCACCAGUUUUUAUUUAUAUUACGGGAACGGUUGUGUAUUCCGGCCUGUCGAUGUACAUUAUGCUGAAGAAGUAUAAAACUUCAUUGAAGAACAAGGAACACACACGUUUAGCGAAUGCAAGUGGCCGGAAAGAGAAUUGCAUUCAGCAAAAAAUAAGUAUUCACCAGUUGUACCUUCGAUGUUCAUUUAUAUUCCUCGUCAUUAUUGUGUCGUGUUGGAUAUUCGGCUACAUUUACAUGGACCAUGCAAAAUUCGAGACUCCCAACGCUAACAUAUUCGGAUAUUUCUUUGUAAUACUGAAUGCAUUGCAAGGUGUCUACAUAUUCGCCUUCCAUUGCAUGAACAACGAGAAGAUUCGCCGAGAAUAUGGUAAAUAUAUCAGCCAGCAGACCUGGUUGCCAAAAUGCUUGCAAUGUUCAAAGUCAUCACCCAUCACAUCACACCAAUCACCGAAUAUUCAGCAUCAAUUGGGCGGUAGUGCUGCUAAUGCUGCAACGCCCAUCGAACCGACAAAUGUUUCGGACCAUCAUUCGGUGGGAACAUUACAACGCCACCAGUAUCAUAGCGGCGGCAUCGGUCGAAUCAAUUCCAGUAACAUUAUCGUGGAACGUGGCGGAACUAAUACGAUUGGUUCGAGAGCCGCUAUUUUCGGUGGUCAAACAUCGCCAACAUCGUCGGCUGGUUCGACUCAUCUCAUUUAUAAUGCAGAUCAUCCUCAGGAGUGGAAUGUGCAACAUUCCAACAGCGCACUAGCCGCCCACAUGCCAUACCAUCAUCACCAUCAAUUGCCGAUGCAAGCUCAACAUCCAAAUCAUCAAACCGAACUAGUCAAUAAAAAUUUCAAUUGUUUUGAUGACAAAAGCAGCUACUACGACCGCAAAAUGAAGAAACUCAAGUCACAUUCGUCGAAAUCGUCCGUAACGUCGUCGCCACGCCAACAAUCCCAAUUGCAACAGCAACAGCACGGCACCCAUAAAUCGGCCCAAAUGAGCCAUCAUCCCCACCAAGAGGAGUAUUUCUACUGGACGGAAAAGGCGAAACGACCGAAAAACAGCGGCGAUCUGGGCAAAUCGGAUACCAUGAACAUUGUCUAUCCGUCGUACAAAAAGAAGCUCAUGCACUACACAACCUCAUCGGGCCAUCUGGUCGAUGAAGCAGGAAUUGACGAUUACGAACGCGACGGAAUUGAUGCUCAACGGUACGGCGGUCGAUACAAUCAGCGCGGACAAAUGGUAGAUGAUCGACCGCAUAUGGAAGGCUAUUUGGUGGAGGAAUUCAACAACGGACGACAACCGCAUUUCAAUAGUCGGCAUAAAGGCUAUCCCAUGCCGGUGAGCCAGACGAAAAUGGGCUACUACAAUCAAUAUCAAGCGGCUGGUAGUAAUUACAACGAGGAACCAGUCUACGAGGAGAUCUUGAGUGCACGAAAUGCGGAUCCAGAUGGUCGCGACACUGGAGGUGACGACGAUGAGCUGAUGGAGGAAAAUAUUUUUAGGACACGUGACAUAAGCAAUCAGAACGAGGAUAUCGUUUUAAGACAAUCAACAGUACCACUAAUAAAAUCGAGCUACGACUUCAACAAACUGAACAGCAAGCCAUCGAUUGGGCCGGACAAAAUAACACCAAAACUUCCAAUGCCCCAACAGCAGCCACAACAACAACAACACGUUAGCCGUAAUCUGUCGGCUAUUUUAGACGAGAACAACACAGUUGUGUGCUAUUUGGAACCGAUGGCAAAGUAGUUGUAGAUGGAUUUUAUUUGUUGCUGUGAAGCCGUAGCCUUUCUCCUCAUUAAGUAUUAUAAAGAAUUUGCAAUUAUCUCUGCAAUUAAGACAUUUUUAGAUUAAAAACACAAAAACAAAACCUUCGUGAACAAACCAUCCCUCUUAGAUUCAUACAAUUUUCGGAUAAACGAUCCCGCUGUUUGUGCAUUUAUGAUCGGCUUUUUGUAAGCGUAUAAGAUACAAUUUAAAAAAAAUGUUGUGCUCUCUAUCCCUCCUCUGCUCCUCCAUUCCAAAAGUAAUUUAGCGAAGUCGAGCGAUUAUGGUCCAGUCACUUUGGUCAUACAGAUUCGAGAUGUGAAAAUCAACCAGUUCGUCAAAAGCUUGAAAAAGCUUUUAACGAAAAAUCAGAUUUUAGCCCAGGCCCUUUUGCUAGAAAAACUGGCUUCGUUCGCCAAAAAUGUACUGAAAAGGUCGAUUUUCGAAAAAGAAAAUUUUGUAAAAAUAUUUCCCUUCCCAAUCAUGUCAGAUAACUGAAAAACUCGUAAAACGUAAAACGGAUUGACACAAGGGACCCGAACGAGUUCCAAGAAACUUAGAACAAUUUCACUUUGCACCACUUUCUGUCGGUCGGUCAUUCAGAUGAUAGUCAUUGUCAUUGACAUAAGAAAAGUUAAAAACUUGAAAAAUCCAAUUUCCGUGUGAAUUUUGUUCAUCCGAGACGAAGCCGAGGUCAAUAAAUACACUCCCGAGAACGUGACUUUACACUUUUGUUAAGUUUUGCACAGGAUUUUACGUGUUAAAGUUGAAAGUUCGUGAAAUUCGAGGAAAAGAACGAUUUUCUACCGGCAGAAUGUAAAAACCUUUCACAACACAGGCGAGAAAAUAGUCAUUUUCUUCCCUCCGCCGAAACUUCGGAUGUCUGUGUUGUGAAAAACGUUGCGUUUACUUUGAGAAAAAAAAAGUUGCGCUUUCUCGGGUAACUAAUGUCCCUCGGUACGCUCUAGCCCCAAACAACACUCAAAAGUUGUAAUUUCCAGCUGUUCCUUCCUCGUUGAACAAAUAACUAUUGAUACUAACAAGCGGUAAGACUGGGGUCAUCGAGAACGAUUCGCCAGAAAUUCUGCAAGGAUUUCGAUUCCCGGUUCCGCGCUUGGCAGAGCCUAACGAGUUAAAUCUCAAAGUUUUUCUCUUUCUCUCGUGAAAUUUGGCGCAGAAAAAAAAAUUGCGAAAAUUGGCUCCGAUUCCACCAUGUGUCGUAAAUUGAAUCUCAUAGAAUAAUGAUCUACAAUCCCGGGUACGAAACGUUGAAGAGAUCAGCCAGUCGUGUGCAUUUUAAUGAUCCGAGGCGUGUAUGCGAUCGAAUUGAUUGAAAGUACAUUUUACUUUUUCUCUCGUUUUUGACGUUAUUGUCGAUAACAGAUGAGUACAAAGCAGUCAUUCUUGGAGAUGUAUGUGAGGUUGGUCGAAUGACUAUUUAGUACAUUAUCGGAGUACCCCCGAGUGCUGGACCAUUUAAAAUACUCGAGACAAUUGUUUUAACCAAAAGCAAAUAUGACAAACAAAUACUGAGAAAAAAUCCUUUAUUUUUACAAAAAUACAAAAGAAUAAGAAGGCAAUUUGAAUGAAAAGAAUAAAAGAAAAAGAAAUUUUAAGCGAAAAUACAAACAGGAUAUGAUAAGAACAAGAAAACGUGAUAUAAAUUUUAAUUAAUAAAUAAAUUAAGUAAAAUUAUAAAAUUCUAAUUAAACAUCUCACUCCACAUCACUCACACUACCAUUUUAUACACGAAAAUGUUGAUAUUAAAACGGAAAACGUUUCGUUUUUGUUUCUUAAUUCCAAUAAUCAUAUCAAUGUUGACUCCUCACAACAAUAUUUGUUCCCGAGACUAUAAUCCUAGAUGUCGAACGUUGGACGAUUUAACAGGAAGAGAAAAAGCAAACUCUUUCCGGAAAUGGCAUCGGUGCUCAAUUUUACAACAAAAAACGUGGACGAAACCAUUUUCACAUUUUAAUAGAAUUGAUCGCCCCGCGAGAAAUAGAUUUAAAAACAAAUGUUUCGAAUAACUGAAACGUACAUAAUACUGCCCUCCCUUCCACAAUUACACAUUUUCCUCCGGACACCCCACAAGUGCAAUAAACUCGAACAAACUUUUUUUUUUGUAAAUGUAAUAGAAUUGAUAUGUCGUUCCGACACUGGGUGUAGUACUAAACAAAAAAAAAACAAGAAAAUUUGAAAUAAAAAAUAAAUUUAAAAAAAAAUUGGAAUAAAAUGGAAAACCGUCGUAUAAACAAAGCAUAGUCGAGAGUAAAGAAAUACUCACACCAUUUGUUAUUAAGAAAACCAAUUAAGUGUUAAAUUUAAAGAAAAUAAUUAAAGAAAAAAGAAGAAAACA
Messenger RNA from Bradysia coprophila, 7338 nucleotides. Its product is annotated as latrophilin Cirl-like. Gene Ontology annotation, cellular component: plasma membrane. Gene Ontology annotation, biological process: G protein-coupled receptor signaling pathway; cell surface receptor signaling pathway. Gene Ontology annotation, molecular function: G protein-coupled receptor activity; carbohydrate binding. Lineage: Eukaryota; Metazoa; Arthropoda; Insecta; Diptera; Sciaridae. The record is from RefSeq and is a predicted model, not a curated record.